ACUGCGCCAAAAUGAUUCUAGGACUGAUGAAGCACUGCAUAUAGUUUUAAGUUUGAAAUGAUUACUUAUUGCUGGCUGAAAAGGAUAAUUUAUCUGUCACCUUCUCCUUUGUUAUUCAUAGUCUAUUGUUGUUGUCCUUUUUAUUCACCAUAGCUUCUUAUUUUCUUGCCUUUUUACAGCUAACAGUGGCGACUAUGGUUCCGCCGAUUCCCACCGCCGACGACAAGAAGGUUGAUCAGAAAGUCGAUCACUCUAACCUUCCUUGUCCCAUUCCCUUCGAAGAACUUCAUCGCGAAGCUAUGAUGUCUUUGAAGCCUGAACUUUUUGAAGGCAUGCGUUUUGAUUUCACCAAAAUUCUUAACCAGAAAUUCUCUCUUAAUCACAGUGUUUCGAUGGGACCUACUGAGAUUCCUUCUCAGUCUGCGGAGGUUAUUAAAAUUCCAACUGCUAACUAUGAAUUCGGCGCUAACUUCAUCGAUCAUCCUAAGCUGUUGCUUUUGGGGAGAGCUAUGACUGAUGGAAGGGUAACUGCAAGAGUCAAGUAUGAUGUGUUUGACAAUCUCACUUUGAAAGCCAAUGCUCAGCUAACAAGUGAGCCACAUAUGUCGCAAGGGAUGAUCAACUUUGAUUACAAGGGAAAGGAUUACAGAACACAGUUUCAAAUGGGGAAUGGAGCCUUGCUAGGGGCAAGUUAUAUUCAGAUCAAUCAAAGGCUUCUCCACUUCAAUACCUUUCAUCAUUUGUUGUUGUCUUCCAUCUUCUUCGGUAAAAACAGAACUAGAUUCCUGGUCAGACAACGAUGAUGAACACGACUCUGUCAACUGCCACAUACCACUCAAAAAACUUUCCAAAGCUUUGAUUUGUAUAUGUGGAAUUGGUUCUAACAAAGGAUAUUCAUAGUAACCACACAACCCUUUUGCUUUACACCAUUCAUAGAACUCACAAAGCUUAUUUGUUUGCACGGAUGCUUUCUUGUAUAUAUUAAAAGCAGCUAUGCUGUUCCUAUAAGACAUUUCAAAAAGAUUCUCCAUUACAGCAACAAUUUCUCUUCUGAACAUUGUGUAACAAAUGAAACUGUCGCGAAUUAUGUGUUUCAUUGCAGACUGAACAAUGAAACUUUUUGUUGCAACUCCUAUAGGAUAACAAUCUAUCACCCUAUCAAUAAUACUCUGCAAUUGUGGCAAAAUUUCAAGUGUCUCACCCAUUUCUUUCAUCUUCUCUUGAAAAGUUACAUUUUUUUCUUCCAAGUGUUGUUGGUUUUCAAGUUUCGUGUUAUCCAAGGCAACACAGUUAAGAGCUUCAUCAAGUAAGUGUGCAUAAGAAGUUACAAAUUUGGUGUAGGAAAUGGAACAUGUUGAUGAAGAAGUAGCAUCCUUGAAAUGACAAGGGUAGAGAGAGAUCAAACCAUUGGAACGGGUCCAUAAUAGUUCGGUCCACAAAGGAGAGUUUCCUUGAACGGAACGAAGUAAACGGUGGAGAAGAAUCAAUGACUUGAGUGCUACCCUCCAACUGCGAGUAGUUCCGAAUCGACGAGUGAAGCUGAUUGUGAAAGAAUGACAUGAAGAUGGAGAUAAUGAGAAGAGUUUCAAGAGGUGUUGUAUGUAUUUUUCAUGAACUGGUAAAUCAUCAGGGGAUGUUGCUUUUAUGAUGAUGAGAUUCAUAUCAGAAAAACCUGCAGCUGAAGCAAUCUUUGCAUAGCUUAUACAACUUUGCUCUUUGAGGGAAGUGCAAACCUUUUGGAACCUCCUCUUCAUGAUUCUUAGUUUCUUUUUUUCCCUCUUGAUGAGAAAUUAAGAGGGAGAGAACAAGAUUUAGCGAGUCUUGUUUGUAUGAGAAACUAUAACCUUAAUAAUGAAGCAGGUGGUGAAUUGUUUAUUGUAAUUUGUCACUAUAUAUACAUGCCAAAGUAGUAAAUGAUGUUUUUUUAGUCUUUGGUUU
This is a messenger RNA of Medicago truncatula (barrel medic), 1938 nucleotides long. RefSeq names its product mitochondrial import receptor subunit TOM40-1. Gene Ontology annotation, molecular function: transmembrane protein transporter activity. The transcript has 7 exons. NCBI's taxonomy places the organism in Eukaryota, Viridiplantae, Streptophyta, Magnoliopsida, Fabales, Fabaceae. The record is from RefSeq and is a predicted model, not a curated record. Gene Ontology annotation, cellular component: mitochondrial outer membrane. Gene Ontology annotation, biological process: protein import into mitochondrial matrix. Bases 195 to 803 code for a protein of 202 amino acids.